Molecule: messenger RNA, 981 nt
Organism: Epithele typhae
Lineage: Eukaryota; Fungi; Basidiomycota; Agaricomycetes; Polyporales; Epitheliaceae
Product: Fcf2-domain-containing protein
Exons: 4
Coding region: 1-981 (326 amino acids)
Biological process (GO): RNA processing
Cellular component (GO): nucleolus
Molecular function (GO): RNA binding
Source: RefSeq, a predicted model, not a curated record
AUGGUCUCUAGUGCAACGGACAAAGGAAAAGGUCGGGCGCUUACCGAAGACCUCGACGACGAAGAGAACCCCAUUCACGUUUCAGCCGACGACUCCAGUAGCUCAAACUCAGCUAGCUCCACCUCAGAUUCAGACUCGGACUCGGACUCGGACUCAGAGUCUUCUACGUCUUCGGGAUCUGACUCUGAAGACAAUGUCACAGAAGAAUUCCUAGAGUCCCUGCUCAACAAGGCUCGCCAAAACGCCCGGGCGAAAGCAAAAGCUGCGGAGAGUGGAGGCGGAGAAGAGGAUUUCAUCAAACUGGGUGGGGACGACGACGAUCAGGAAGAAGCGCCAUUACCACCUCUCGACACCAGCUCCCUGCCUUCUCUAUAUAUUACUCUACCCGAAAAACGCGGUGAAGGAUCCGCAACCCUUCAUGACCCAGACGUAGAACGGGUGCAAAAAGCUGCAUCCUCGAUUACCGCUCCUUCAGCCCCCGCCCCUCCACCCACGGCGACAAAGGACAGUAAAAAGCUCACCAAAAAGGAGCUCAAGAAGGUCCGUACAUCUAGACUGCAUGUAUGCCCAACUAAACAGCAGAAGCAAAAGACCGCUGGUCCCGGGUGGUUCGACCUCCCAGCACCUCCCGAGUCUGAGCUUCCUAGGCUCUACCGCGAGGUGGAAGCACUGCGCCUGCACAAGCAGCUCGACCCGAAGCAGUUCUAUCGCAAAGACCCGGGUGAAGGCAAGGGCAUCAAGGGUCUCCCGAAGCACUUUGCCAUUGGCACUAUCCUCCCAACGGACUCGCCGUUUGGCGGCGCACGCCCAGAUAACCUGCCGCGUUCGAGCCGGAAGCGCACGUUGGUGGACGAGCUUGUGGACGACGCAGAGGCCAAAAGCUACGCUAAGAAGAAAUUCAAGGAGCUUCAGACUGUGCGCGGGGCGAAGGGGAAGGGCACCCUUGCCGCGAAGAAGGCACUCCGAAAACCCAAAUGGUAG